Lathyrus oleraceus (garden pea) is the source of this 2614-nucleotide messenger RNA. RefSeq lists its product as uncharacterized. The record is from RefSeq and is a predicted model, not a curated record. Bases 212 to 2215 code for a protein of 667 amino acids. The transcript is spliced from 9 exons. Lineage: Eukaryota; Viridiplantae; Streptophyta; Magnoliopsida; Fabales; Fabaceae.
AAACCUCGUUUCUGAUAGGAAAUGUGGGGUCCACUGAAUCAAUGGGUUUGAUGAAAGUGGAGGGUUUCUCUGAUUAGGGUUUUGAUUUCUUCUUCUUCAUUCUCUUUUGCUGUUAAUGACUUGUUUUAGAUUAAGAGCUUCUGUAUCAGUUUAUGUAGCUGAAAGCUUUUCAUGUUUUUUUGAGGACAUCUGAGUUCUGAUAUUGGCAGCAAUGGAUACUGUACAAGAAAGUUUGUUAUUGUCCUUCUCGCCUAACCAACCGCAGUUACCAAUUGAUGAGGAGCUUUGGUUGAUGGCUGAAGAGAGGGCCCAGGAAAUACUGUGUACAAUUCAGCCUAAUGUUGUUUCUGAGGUGAACAGAAAGCAGAUCAUUGAUUUCGUUCAGAGGCUGAUUGGAGGUUACUAUGGGGGAGAGGUUUUCGUGUUUGGAUCAGUCCCACUGAAAACCUACCUUCCAGAUGGAGAUAUUGACUUGACAGUUCUCAGUCAAGAAAGUGUAGAGGAGGAUUUAGCGCAAGCAGUAUGUAAUCUACUUGGAAGUGGAGAAGACCUCGAGUAUGAAGUGAAAGACAUACAGCAUAUACGUGCUCAGGUAAAGGUUGUAAAAUGCACAGUGAAAGGUAUAGCGGUUGACAUCUCUUUCAACCAGAUGGCUGGACUCUAUGCUCUGCGCUUUUUGGAAGAGGUUGACCAACUUGUCGGGAAAAACCAUGUCUUCAAACGCAGUAUAAUCUUAGUCAAAGCUUGGUGCUAUUAUGAGAGCCGACUUCUUGGUGCACACCAUGGCCUGCUCUCAACAUAUGCUCUUGAAAUAUUAGUUUUAUAUAUUAUCAAUCGUUUUCAUUCAUCAUUGUGCGGUCCUCUAGAGGUGCUAUACAGAUUUUUGGACUACUACAGCACAUUUGAUUGGGAGAAAAACUAUAUCACCAUAGAUGGUCCACAACCAUUAUCCUCCCUUCCAGAAAUUGUUGAGAAACCAGAAUCUGAUCGAGGUGGAUUGCUUCUCAGUAAAGAGCUUCUGAAAAAUUACAGGGAGAUGUGCUCUGUUCCAAAGGCAUGCGAGACUACACCCCGUGAAUUUCCCAUCAAGUGCAUGAACAUUUUGGAUCCUCUAAAAAGCGACAACAACCUAGGCCGCAGUGUCAACAAAAGCACUUUACAUCGAAUUGGUUACGCUUUUGCCUUCGGUGCUGAAAAGCUUAAGGAGAUUCUUGAUCUUCCAGGAGAAAGCAUGGGUGGAGCACUUGAGGUGUUUUUCAUGAACACCUUGAAUAGAAAUGGGAAAGGACAAAGGCCAGAUAUCGAUGUUCCUGUUCCUGCAUUUGGUACUGGAAAAUCUGAAGAGCCUGUCCUUGUUGGAGAUUGUGACAGUUUCUAUGGUGGCUUAAAACAUGUUCAGAUGUAUCGUAACUAUGCUGUGCCGCUUGCACCUUCAAUUUCCCCACCGAUACCAUUUGAUGCUGACAUGCUUAAGCUACAACAAAACUGGCUUAGGUAUUAUCAUAGAGGUACUGAUGUAUACGUCCCUAGACAGACAUUCUUUCAUCCAAAUGCUCCUCCGCAUCCAAGUUAUAGCCUUGAUGAAACAGGGAAAUCGCGAGGAACAGGCACAUACAUACCCGACAUGACUCUUACUACCUACUGGAAUACCCGUGCAAGAGGGUCCAGACCAAGGAAAUUCGGUACUGGAAAUAAUAACAAUAAUAGUAAUGCUAAUGCAUUGCCCAAACCAUUGGAGAGAAAGGAAAUAGAAGAAGUUCCUUCUGAGACUGACAUGAAUGAUAAUAGCUCCAAGUCCUUUGAGCUCUCAAAUGAAGAUUUUCCUCUUCUUUCAAGCAUUGGCAACAGCACUUCGUCAGCAUCCCAACAAUCGGAGAGAAAGGAAAUAGAAGAGGUUCCUUCUGAGACUGACAUGAAUGAUAAUAGCUCCAAGUCCUUUGAGCUCUCAAAUGAAGAUUUUCCUCUUCUUUCAAGCAUUGGCAACCGCACUUCGUCGGCAUCCCAUCAAUCCAAGCUGGACCAUAGUUCCUCAUCGCCUCAAACGUUUAUCGAUUUUGGAACUUACAGUGCCUCGCAACCAGCGACAGAACUGAGUUUGGGAAAAAAGAGUCAGAAAGAGGAUUCCAGCGCUACUACACCAGUUGUUCCAAGUCUGGCAGUGGAGACAAAAGAGAAAUAUGCUCGGAUCGAAGAGAAGGCAGAUGACAGUAUCUAACCUAUAGUCAUUUUGUAGGAUAUCGAGGAUAAUUUCUAGUGUGAUGGUUUUUACUGCAGGUAAUAGUAAUAGUCAAUCUAUCCUAUCUUUUUCAGAUGUAAAUUGUGGGAGAAACUAGAAUUGGUUGCUAGUGAUAGAUAUAGACUUCAUAGAAAUAAGUCUCUGGUAAGGAGUUUACAAAUUUGGUUAUGCCUUUUGGCUUUAUACCCCUUGCUCCUCUUUCCAUCGGAAGAGCUUACCAGUUCUGUUGGAACAGUAGCAUAUCUUUUCUCCUUCUGAAGUCCAGUGAUGUUGUACAUGAUUUGUGUUUUACUGCACAAUAACAUAAAAUGUAUGUGCUACAAUUAUGUGGAACAUUUCACCUUCAGACUUUUAUGAAUAUUUCUCUUUGAAAACCAA